AUGCUCCUCCUCGGGCCACCAGGUUCACUGCGGCGCCAGCUGGCGCUGCGCUUCUGUGAGCUCGGAGGCCGAGAGGCCGAAGUUCUCACAGUUACCCGCGACACAACAGAGGCAGACCUGAAACAGAGGAGAGAGCUGACCAGGAAUGGGGGCAGCAGCGAGACAUUCUAUGCCGACAGCGCUCCGGUUCGUGCUGCACUCUGCGGGCGGAUACUAGUCUUGGACGGCCUCGAGAAGGCCGAGCGCAAUGUUUUACCAACGUUGAACAACCUGCUGGAGAACCGAGAGAUGGGUUUAGACGACGGCCGCCUGCUGAUUCCAGCACGCAGAUACGACACCCUGUCGCAAGAGGCGUUAUCUGCCGGCGUAGGCGUGGCGUGCCCAUGA
Molecule: messenger RNA, 387 nt
Organism: Symbiodinium sp. CCMP2456
Lineage: Eukaryota; Dinophyceae; Suessiales; Symbiodiniaceae
Source: the annotation of a GenBank genome assembly